UUUCCGUAUAUCCGCGAAUAUCGAACGUCCAACGUCAAACCAACUUUAUUCCAGUACUAAACGGAAAGAGUAAAGCAGUUAGCUCCUAUCGAGAAGAAACCCUUAUUUUCACAUUAAUUUCUGAAUUUAACUGCAGGAUAUUCACUGACUCUGGAAUAUAAAUACAGACAAUUCUCACUCCCUGAAAAGUGGCAAGUAAAAUAAAGGAGGAAGGAAAUGUCUGAAUCUUCAUCACCAACAAAAGGCAGAAGAAAGAGGAGCAUGGAUAAGCUAGAAUCAUUUUCUUGUGACUCCAGCAGUCUCCUGUCUGAAGAUCAGCUGCAGUGUUCGAUAUGUCUGGAUGUGUUCACUGAACCAGUCACCACUCUAUGUGGACACAACUUCUGCAAGAGCUGCCUUACACAGUGGUGGGAGAAGAGUCAACACUGUUACUGUCCAUUAUGUAAAGAGAAAUUCACCAAGAAACCUGAACUGAAGAUAAAUACAACACUGAGAGAGAUUGCAGAUAACUUCAAGAAGAAAAGUGGUCCUGACAAACCUGAGCUUCUUUGUGAUGCCUGCACUGGAGAGAAGCUGAAGGAACUGAAAUCCUGUCUGGAUUGUGUUCUGAGUUUGUGUGAAACUCAUCUAGAACCUCAUAAUCAUGUUCCAAGACUUAAGAAACGCAAACUAAUAAACCCCGUGGAGAACCUGGAGGACUACAUAUGCCAGAAUGUUCCAUAUGUAGUUCCUAUAGAGGAGGAGAGCAGAGAGAGGAAGACACAGCUGGAGAAAACACUCAGAGAUGUGCAGCAGAUGAUUCAGGACCGACUGAAGAAGAUCCAAGAGAUGAAACACUCAGUAGAGCUCAGCAAAGUGUGUAGGAUAUAUUUUGCAAAACUCCCUAAAACACUCAAUGACAAGUUUAAGGAAACAGUUUCCACAGAACUGAAGAGGAUUCAGCAGUAUGCAGUGGAUGUGACUCUGGAUCCUGAUACAGCUCAUCCAUAUCUCAUCCUGUCUGCUGAUGGAAAACAAGUGACACUUGGAGACACAGAACAGGAUCUCCCUGAUACACCACAGAGGUUCGAUGAAUGUGUCUGUGUUCUGGGAAAGCAGAGUUUCUCCUCAGGGAGAUUUUAUUAUGAGGUGCAGGUCAGAGGGAAAACUGACUGGACAUUAGGAGUCGCGAGAGAGAACAUUAACAGGAACGGGAAGAUUACACUGAGACCUCAGAAUGGAUUCUGGACUGUGAUACUGAGGAAUGAGAAUCGGUAUACAGCUUGUGUUGGUCCCCCUGUCCCCCUCACACUGAGAGAGAAGGUGGAGACGGUGGGAAUGUUUGUGGAUUAUGAGGAGGGUCUGGUCUCCUUUUAUGAUGUGAAGUCCAGCUCUCAUAUCUACUCUUUCACUGGUCAGUCUUUCACUGACAAACUCUAUCCUUACUUCAGUCCUUGUUUAAAUGAAGGAGGUAAAAAUUCAGCACCACUGAUCAUCUCUCCUGUAUUUAACACUGAAUGAAUUUUCACCUCACAGAUUUAAUCAUUUAUUAAAUGGUGAGAAUAAAAAUAAAUAUUUGACUUUUUCUGGCAAAUUUCAGAAAUGCAUGUUCCCUUUCACAGUUUUUUUUUUUUUUUUUUACACAUGAUU
This is a messenger RNA of Ictalurus punctatus (channel catfish), 1629 nucleotides long. Its product is annotated as E3 ubiquitin-protein ligase TRIM39. Lineage: Eukaryota; Metazoa; Chordata; Actinopteri; Siluriformes; Ictaluridae. The coding region runs from base 217 to 1500 and encodes 427 amino acids. The record is from RefSeq and is a predicted model, not a curated record. The transcript has 6 exons. Gene Ontology annotation, molecular function: protein binding.